This is a messenger RNA of Drosophila erecta, 4415 nucleotides long. It is a transcript of the gene Sox15, whose product is annotated as putative transcription factor SOX-15. The transcript is spliced from 3 exons. Bases 1245 to 3614 code for a protein of 789 amino acids. Gene Ontology annotation, molecular function: RNA polymerase II cis-regulatory region sequence-specific DNA binding; DNA-binding transcription factor activity, RNA polymerase II-specific. NCBI's taxonomy places the organism in Eukaryota, Metazoa, Arthropoda, Insecta, Diptera, Drosophilidae. Gene Ontology annotation, biological process: cell differentiation; regulation of DNA-templated transcription; anatomical structure morphogenesis. The record is from RefSeq and is a predicted model, not a curated record.
GGGGUCUGAAGGCAGAGACACCUCAGUUUCAGUUCACAAUCUCCCAGAUACCAGCUCCCAGUUCCCAGCUCCCAGCUCGCGAGAGCGUCGAUCGGUCGUCGAGUUCAGUUGGCCUGCGGUUCGUCAUCAGCGUGGUUCAUGCGGCUCCGACUUUCGGUUCGCCUUUAAUUCGGACUCAAAAUUCAGAGUUUUGAAUCGGAACUCGGUAGUGGCACUGGUGGCUCUCCAUUGACAUCGCCAUCUGCGUCCCCGGGCUGUAAUCAUAAAUAUACAAGUAUAUCUACAUACAGACUGGCCCGCUGUACAUAGGCCCAGUUACUUAGUUAGUUAGUUACUUAGCUUGUGCUUGCUGCUGUGCCGUGAAUUUUCAUUUUCCCAAGAGUGCUGUUGCCGUCACAGUGUCCGCUGUUUGUAUCUUGUGAAAUGUCGAAACCCUUGAUUUUAGGCUACGGAUACGUUCAUUAGUCGACAACCAACAAGCUCUCUUGAGGGCCAAAAACAAAUGAACAAGUGAUUUAAGAGAACCCAGAUCGAUUAAAUUAUGUAUUUGAACCGCUUACACCGGUAAGAAGAUGUAAAAAAGUGACCUAAUCUGCUAUUAAAGAGUUUAGAUCGUCCGGGUUUUUGAAAAGUAUCGUUUAAACACCAAGUGCCAAUCGAAUCCAAAUUUUAAGUGUGUUUUUCAAUAUCUCUUUCCAAAUGAUCGCCAGUGAAUAGUGAGAUACGAAAAUAUUUACAUCACUAGGCGAUUGCAAAAGCGUGGCCAAAAUGUGGGUUAGGCUCUGAGCCAGAAACAAAACAAAAUCUGACAACAAAUGGACGCAAAUUCACACAUGCCGUGGCACAUAAAUUUAUGGUUGGAACUGUAACUGGGCGAAAAUGCUCGGCCCGGCAGCCAUCAGCAGUAGUAGCAACAACAUUGGUGGCACCACCACCAUCACCACCAACACCACCAUCUCCACCAGCGAGCCACCAACCACCCACCAAUCCACCCGAACCGCCGACAAAGGGAAAAACUAGCGGAAUAAUGCAACAUUAAGCAAAAUGCUGCUGGCCCUGCUAAAGCAAAGCCUCUACCAACAACAACAACAACACCGUUUUCAACCUGCCACCACCGACGCCAGCAACAACAACAACACGAACAACACCAGCAACAUCAGCAGCAAAAGCAACAACUGCAACAACUGCAACUGCAACAACAUCAACGUCACCGUUACCACGAACAUCGCCGUUGCCGUAUAAAAAUGGAACCCUCAUAUGAUCACGAACAUCCACAUCAUCUGCUAACAAAUUACAAUUCAAAGAAGUAUCCGCACGUCUCGCUCACUCCGGAGUACAGCCACUCCACCGGAAGCGAUUAUCCGGAGCACGGGGGCUACCUGACGGAUGGUCGUCUGAUGCACGAGAGCAACAGCGAUGCCGGCAUCUACCACGUGCGCCAGGGAAGCGAGCACUCCUCGCCCAGCCUGCACUCGCCAGCCAUACAGAGCUCCGGAUACGAGAAUGAGCACCUGAACGAGGCGGUUCUGGCCGCGCACAGCCACAGCCACUCGCCCAUGCCGAUGGUGUCCAGCGCCUACGUGGGCGGAGGAACUGCCUCCGGAUCGCUGAUUAACAGCAACAUUCCCCUUCUCGGUGGCGGCGGCAACUCGGUACUGAACAAAUUUCUGUCGCAUCCGCACGCUGGGAUGGUGGGCGGAGGAAGCGGACAAAUGGAGGACUGCACAUCGCACUCGCCGAUUGAAGCGGCGUCCAUGUGGAGCUACGACUACAAGGGCGACCUGUGCGCCCCCAAUUGUGGCUAUCUGGAGCGGCACAAGCCGCUGCCCGCCGACCUCAAGUACCGGCCCGGCGGAACCCAGUCAAAAAGUGCCAAAGAAUCGCGCAUCCGGCGGCCGAUGAACGCCUUCAUGGUCUGGGCCAAGAUCGAGCGCAAGAAGCUGGCCGACGAGAAUCCCGACCUGCAUAAUGCCGACCUCAGCAAGAUGUUGGGAAAGAAAUGGCGUUCGCUAACGCCGCAAGAUCGCAGGCCCUACGUGGAGGAGGCGGAGCGUCUGCGGGUGAUUCACAUGACGGAGCAUCCGAACUACAAGUACAGACCCCGGCGGCGCAAGCAGUCCAAGCUGCGGGCCAUGCAGCCGGGUGGCAAGGAUCAGAACGAGAGCUCACCCAAUCCGGGCACUGGUGGACCCAAGUCGAAUCCAAAGCUGGCCACACCUCCGCUGGCCACCGCAUCAUCCAGCUAUACAACGCCCACCGACGAGAGCACCUGCAAUUCCACGAGCCAGAAUCACGGCCAGUCAACUCCGGGCGGCCUCUACGAGCAGCCGCUGAAGCCCACGUAUUCGCCCAGUUCCGUGGACUGCUACAGCAAUGCGGAUAGCACGGAACAGAUUGAGUCACUGGCCGCCAACUGCCCGCCCGCCCUGCUCAAUGAAUCGUCGCCCACGGGCGGAGGCUACGACAACUCAUUGUUGCUCAAGAAGUUAACAAAACCGUCUCCCAGCCGUGCGGCCAAGUCGCGCCAGGAUAAGCUCUCCAAAUCCGAGGAGAAGAACAAGGGGCAGUCGCAGGGACAGUCCCAGCAGGGUCUAUAUGCUGCCUCCUAUCCGCUGGCACCCACCUCAGUGGCCGUGGUGGCAGCCAGGGGCAUGUAUGUGACGUGCAACAAUCGGGGAUUGCUGGAUCAUGGUCACUCUGUCAAGGGCACAUUCUACCCACCAGUAUCCGUUUCGGAGGAUGACAAUAGCGCCACCAUGCGGAACAGCAUAAGUGCACUGCAGCAGCACUGCAAUGUGGCCACAAGUACACCCUCAAGUUCCGCCGGUCCCAUUCCAGCCAGCGAGAUGAGCAGCUACACGGUCUCCAUGGCGGAUAACUGCGGAAAUCUAAGGCUCAGCAUGAACGAGCUGUCUGGCAAUGAGUAUCUGCCCAGCGCCAAUGCCUAUGGAAUGCAGUACGAGGACUUCCUGCGCUAUCAGAGCAACGAUAUGGAUUACUCUACGUCGGCGGUGGAGCACAAGGAGCCUACUUCCGAUUCGGCGGGCGUCCAGAAGUGCCUCAAGUACCCGGACACGAAUCAGAACUACGACGACUACGAGGCGGAGGCCUACAGUAACGCCAUGCUGCCGGCAACGGCAGCUAGCUACUACACCCAGCUCCCGUAUCCGCCCACCUCGCUGGCCGCCUUUCCCCUCCAGCUGGCCGUGCCGUUCCAGCAGACGACAUCGGGUGCCUACGGUGCGCAGCCCAUCCAGAGUGGUUACCUGCACUACGGCAACUAUGGUGGCUAUGAGGGCAUGGCCCAGAGUCAGGCUCAGAACCAAGCGCCCGUCCAGCACCAGCAGGCAUCCCACUCGGCUCCGCCCUCCCUCUCAGCGCCACCCAACCAGACGGUGACCUCCAAUCCGGCAGCCAUCACCAUGCAGCAGCACCAUCACCAUCACUUUGCGCCCGCACCCGGCAUGGUGGGCGUGGGCGUGGGCGUCGGAGUCGGAGUGGGAGUCGGAGUCGGAGUCGGAGUUGGUGAAAUGCUCUUCGAGCAGCAGCAGCGCAAAGAUGAUGAGAUUAGCAACAUUCUGGCAGGAGUGCGCAAGACCUGCUACAGCAACUGACUCUGAUCAGACAUACGUGUAUGUAAUAUUUGGCGCCUAGAGUUUAGAGAGUGGUUUAGGUAGUCUUAAGAUUGCUUCCGCACCCACAAUGUUCUUCCAGCCCUUCCCCCGAUACUACACUUUUAGAACACUUUUGAAUUGUACAAUUAUUAGAGCUGCAUAGAUACGAUGAGACAAAAAAGAUACAUAACGAAAUAAAGUAAUUCCUAAGUAAUCGAAACGCAUAAUCGAUGUCAAUGUCAGUGUGGAACGCAUUCGCCCAAUGACAGCAUCUUGGGGGUGGAACGCGGAUGGACCGUGACCAUAUGACACUGACACAGCCACCCGAUAUAUACACGACCGGAUCCUGCGCACUGCCAGUUCCAUCAGGUUGGAGUGCAAAGAUUUUCUUUUCCCAUUCGCACGGCCACAGAUUUCCCACGUUACAUAAAAUUCAAAAGACUUUUUCCACUAUUUUCCGCAUCGCCUACGGCAGUUUUCAAAUCGCUUUUGAAACUGAACUUCGAGAUUCGAGUGAGCAGGAUGUGCAAGUAUCCGAGAAUCGCAUGAUUAACGCGCUCCAUUCGCACAAGGGCGCCAAGUUGUCGCAAUCAAAAGCAAAAUCUGAGUCAAAAUUCAGUUUUAUUUUCUAGAUUGUUAAUCCUCAUGUGACCACAGUAGUUGAGAAAUUCGAGAACCAUUGCGGAAGCUGGAGGCCAACGAAAUUGUUAAAGAAAAUUCUGAUAAAAUCGAUACACUACUUCGCACGCCUUCUUGACGCCACCGCAGCCGCCGCCAUCAGGCCAAUACCACCCCCACCAC